AACUGUCUGAAGGAAAGCAUGAAAGUAGGACUUGUCUAUCUCCAGAUGGUGGCAGUGGUGCAACUCUUCAGGGUGCAAGUUGCUCUUCUAGCUCAAAGAAGAAGAAGAACAACAACAGGGCCGAAGAAGAAGAAGAGCAGCAGUGGUGUUGUGUCUCAGCGGCUCCAGACUUCCAGACAAUUUUCAUCAGAGACUUAAUUAAACAACCGGAACCACAACAUUUCAGCGGGUUGUCCGUUUGGAAAGAAUCGUGACUGUUCAGCGGAACUCGAGAGACCAGUUUACUCAGUCCAGAGGAGACCAGUUCAACAUGGACGCCCAGCAAGGAGCUCCGGGACUCUCUGGUGGACAUGUACAGAGCUAAUCCAAGAGUGAAUGUGGAGCUGCGACAGCGACUGCCCUCACCUGCACCACAGCAACCCAGCAACUUGACACAGCAACUCAGCAACUCAAUACAGCAACUGUGCAGCCCUGACAGAUCUGGGACCAGCCUGAGCCUGGAUCACACCGACUGGCCCCAGGCCCCUCAUCACCUCCCAGAGCCUCCUUCCUCCUGCUCCCCCUCUCCUUUGUUCCACAGGAGAUCUGCCUCUCCUGUCUCACCCGUCUUCCACAGGAGGUCUGUCUCUCCUGUCUCACCCGUCAUCCACAGGAGAUCUGCCUCUCCUGUCUCACCCGUCUUCCACAGGAGGUCUGCCUCUCCUGUCUCACCCGUCAUCCACAGGAGAUCUGCCUCUCCUGUCUCACCCGUCUUCCACAGGAGGUCCGUCUCUCCUUUGUCCUCCAGACCUCCAGGAGGUGCAGGGCAGGUGGAGAUGGAGCUUUCACCCAGCCGAGGCCCUUCUCCUCGGGGAGACAGCUGUGGAGACGGCCCUGACGGAGGACGAGCAUCCAGAGGUCCUGGUAGCCCCGCCCUCAGACGACACCUGGUCAGCCCUGAUGACAGCUCUCAUCAGGAAGUCACGUUUGGUCCGAGCACAGCGUCAAGUCGAGGUCCGACGUUUGAUCGAGACAAAAACAUCUCGUUUUUACUGAAGGAGCUCGACGCACUCAGAGACAUGAACAAGAAGCUCCAGGAUGAGCUGGUCCAGAAGGAGAAGGAGCUGCAGAGGAGGGAGGUGGAGGAGGAGCUGAGGGAGGAGCAGAGGGAGGCCAGAGACUGGGAGAGACCUGCAGCGGUGUUGGAGGAGGUGUUAGCUGCUCAGAAGGACAGAGAUCAGGCUCUGAUGUCACGACUUCUGCUGGCCAAUGAAGAGAGAGAUGAGGCUCUUCUUCGUGCACGCCAACUGCAGCAGGCCGCUGAGCUGGACGGAGUUCACCUGGAGGACACUGACAUGGACGUGGACGAGCUCCUUCGGUGUAUUUGCGACGCCGACUCUGUCCAGGAAGUUGAACAGUUUGGUUCAGUUCUGGUUCAGCGUUUGCGGUUGGCGAGGCAACGGAGAAGUGACAUCACCGCUCAGGAGAUGAAGGCCGUGAUGGAGGAGAGAGACACCUCAGUCGCCAAGUGUAAACGUCUGGAACAGGAAGUGAUCCAGGAGCGAGAGCAGAGGCUGAGUGAGGUGGAUCAGCUGAGACUUCAGAGAGAGAGGGGCGGAGCUCUGGAGGACCGUUCACAGAUGGAGGCGGAGCUACAGGUGCUACGAGCCAGCCACAGGUCAGACUGUUGA
Epinephelus moara (kelp grouper) is the source of this 1670-nucleotide messenger RNA. It is a transcript of the gene mipol1, whose product is annotated as mirror-image polydactyly 1. The transcript has 13 exons. The record is from RefSeq and is a predicted model, not a curated record. Lineage: Eukaryota; Metazoa; Chordata; Actinopteri; Perciformes; Serranidae. The coding region runs from base 351 to 1670 and encodes 439 amino acids.